AUGCUUGAGAACUCUUAUGCAGUGACUAAGAAUUUCAAUGACAUCAAUAAGAUCCUCAAGAAUCAUGAUGAUACAGGAAGGGCAGGCAGACCUGUCUAUCAGACUACGGAAAAAAUCCCUGUCAGCCUCAAGCCUCUGGCUGAUCCAGUCAUGAUUCUUGGAAAAAACUGUGAAGAACCUCCUGGAGUUGAGCUUUUUGCUCCACUCAAAUGGUUCAUGGAUCUUCUGGUCCCAACACCUUCAGCUGUUUGCACUUCUGGUAUUCUUGACUUAUCUAUGUUCCCUUCCAGUCCAUCAGGAGGAUCACUCAACACAAAUCCCCCUCCACCAUUUAGACGUGUUUCUUCAGCAGUUAGCAUUCCAUCAGUGGGUCAACAGCUGGAAACAGAAAAGGGACUUUCCUCCCCUCCUCCUUCUUUGUUGUGUUCUUACAAACCUCUCUUUCCAGCACCAGCUGUAUCUGGAUACCCGGCUAGUGCUGGUCCAAAUAUCAUGGAUGAGGUCAUGUAUGUUCCAUAUUUGGAUGGAAAAUAG
Melampsora larici-populina 98AG31 is the source of this 534-nucleotide messenger RNA. RefSeq lists its product as uncharacterized. The transcript has 2 exons. The record is from RefSeq and is a predicted model, not a curated record. Bases 1 to 534 code for a protein of 177 amino acids. NCBI's taxonomy places the organism in Eukaryota, Fungi, Basidiomycota, Pucciniomycetes, Pucciniales, Melampsoraceae.